Messenger RNA from Orbilia oligospora ATCC 24927, 1551 nucleotides. RefSeq lists its product as uncharacterized. The record is from RefSeq and is a predicted model, not a curated record. Bases 1 to 1551 code for a protein of 516 amino acids. The transcript is spliced from 4 exons. NCBI's taxonomy places the organism in Eukaryota, Fungi, Ascomycota, Orbiliomycetes, Orbiliales, Orbiliaceae.
AUGACCACUGAACAGAUCCAGCAGCCACAGGCGCUUGCCACGAGGAGCUACGAGAUGAUCAGCUUCACCGGUACCUGCAACAUUCGUGGCCGUCGAGGACAGCGCAUCGACUUGAUUGCUCGACGGGGUGACAUCUUGGAGGUUAUCUUCCCAACUCCAUCUGGACGUCACAUGGUUCGUUUCAGCAUGAACAGCAAGUACGUUACUAUUUACUGGGCUGAAAACACCGGAUCAAUGAUCUUGUACGUCAAUGACAAGAAUUCUCCUUCCGGGUAUCCAGAAGUUAACUUCCGUGCCGCCAGCAGUGAAACCUGGCUUCCUUUCUCUGACGACGAAAACAUGCAUACCGAUCUCGCCCGACUCCUCGAAACCCAGUCCUUCGGAGCCAACAGGUUGAUCGCACUAUACUGGAACCGCUACAACAAUCACUUCGAUCACAAGCCUUUUCGUAAGGCCAUCUGUCACACUAAAUGGCAGAAUGUCGCGUCGCUCGAGCUCCGUCGUAGGUGUCAACAUAUGAUGGCGGAUGCUGUAAUGACCUUUGACCAUUACUUCAAGGGUCUCCCUGCUGCCGGAGCCGGUCCUUCUACCGCUCCUCGCACCGCCGCUGCUAGAGCCGGUGCCGCUAAUACAGCCAUUGCGAAAGCUCCCGUCGGUGCCACUACUGCUAAAGCUUCCACCGGUGCCACCAUUCCCGCCACUGGUAACGCUCCUGGGGCCACUAAUGCCCCAACUGGUACCAAAACUGUUGCUACUUCUACUGUUCCAGUCGGUAAAAACACUAUGGUUACCACUAACGCUCCCACCACUGGGGCCAAUACUGUCGCUGCUGCUCAAUCUAGUGCCACCAAUUCUGCUGGCCCGAGCACCUCAUCAGCUACCAUGCAAGAUCCUCCACCAAUGGAGCCAAAGUGCCCAGUAACCUGGUACCCGGUGACAUUGGCGCACUUGAUCAAGAUCGAGUCUUGGGGAAAUAGCGUCUCGUCCCCCAUCACUCCUAAGGUCCCCGGGACCAUUAGACCACCUGCGGUAUUCCACUUCGACGACUCGGACCCGUUUGCCAGCACUCCAAGCGGGAACAAAGUUGACAGCGUCGCCGGAGCCUCGUCAAUGGCUCCUCAAACUGUUUCGCCAGCUGCGACUAUUAAGGGGACCGCAGCCCAAGGACAAGCUCGUGGACGAAUUCCUGCUCCGCCACCAUUGCCACCCCUCUCGCCAGAGCUCGUUGCCCGUCUUUCCGCCAUUCCAAAGGAAACGAGGGCUGCCACUGUUGAGGCUACGGGGAGCAUUUCGGACACCGAGAGUGUCGACGUCCGGACCCUUACGGACGAGCAGGUCCGCCACAUCCUCGAGUGGCAGGAAGGGCUCGCCCGAGCCGAAGCCGAGGCCGAGGCCCCGCUUCCCGGCGCUUCCUCCGGGAUGCUGAUUGACUUCGGAGGCGACUCCGAAGUCUCGGCCCCCGAGGGAGAGGCCUGGGGCGGGCGUCUCUACGCCGAGGCGCAGGAUGACGCCGCCUCCGAGCUUGCUGGUCUGGAGUUCCGCACUUUCUAG